This is a messenger RNA of Stylophora pistillata, 2962 nucleotides long. Its product is annotated as ras-related protein Rab-43-like. Gene Ontology annotation, molecular function: GTP binding; GTPase activity. The record is from RefSeq and is a predicted model, not a curated record. NCBI's taxonomy places the organism in Eukaryota, Metazoa, Cnidaria, Anthozoa, Scleractinia, Pocilloporidae.
UAAAUUUGAACGGUUGGUAGCGAAAUAGUCACAACUUGCCCUCCUAAAUGUACAAUCAGUUUUUUGCUAAUAUUAACCUCUCAUGUGAUGAAAUCAGCCGAACUGGAGGAUUCCUUCGAUUAUCUUUUUAAAAUAGUUUUGAUCGGUGAUCCAGGUGUCGGAAAAACAUGCAUUGUACAACGUUUCAAAAAGGGGACUUUCGUCGAGCGACACGGCAGCACAAUCGGUGUUGAUUUUACGAUGAAAACAGUCGUUGUUGACACAAAGAAAGUCAAGUUACAAGUGUGGGAUACUGCUGGCCAGGAAAGAUUCAGAACAAUCACUCAAAGUUACUACAGAAGUGCAAAUGCUGUUGUAAUAACAUACGACAUUACAAAGAAAGACACUUUCAAGAAUGUUGUGCGAUGGACAGAAGAUGUGAAGAAAUACGCACCAGCUAAUGUCAUUAAAUUAUUAGUAGGAAACAAAACUGACAUUGCUGAAAACCGGGAGGUUACCCUUGAAGAGGCAAGGUCCUGUGCAGCACAUUAUAACAUGAUUGAUGCUCUUGAAGCUUCGGCUAAGUUACAAGUGUGGGAUACUGCUGGCCAGGAAAGAUUCAGAACAAUCACUCAAAGUUACUACAGAAGUGCAAAUGCUGUUGUAAUAACAUACGACAUUACAAAGAAAGACACUUUCAAGAAUGUUGUGCGAUGGACAGAAGAUGUGAAGAAAUACGCACCAGCUAAUGUCAUUAAAUUAUUAGUAGGAAACAAAACUGACAUUGCUGAAAACCGGGAGGUUACCCUUGAAGAGGCAAGGUCCUGUGCAGCACAUUAUAACAUGAUUGAUGCUCUUGAAGCUUCGGCUAAGGAUGCAACAAAUAUUGAAAAUGCGUUCUUGCGGGUGGCAAGAGAAUUGAAAGGUCGUUAAGAGAAUGGCUCUCAGCUUCAAGCCAGCAUGAUGGAUGAUGGUGUGAUUUUAGAAUCAAGAAGUGUAUACUCAAAGUGGUGCAGCUGUGGUUGAACAAUUUGCAGCCCUGUUAAAAAGUCUCAAGCUGGAGAAUUUGGAUAUUUAAUGAAUAAAGUAAUCAAGUGCAGUCAAAACUGCAGCUGUUUUGCAAAGGGAUUUGGCAUCAUUCAGACUUAACCAGAUAUAGCUGAAAUCAGAUAUUGGGAAAAUUUGGGUGUACACAUGGCAAAUUUGAAUUGCUUUCAUCAGUUUGACGGUAGACAAUAAGCACCCCUGCUUUCCGGUGAAAUCUGUCCUGCAAGCCAAAAAAAAAUUAAUUGAAAAAAAUAAAUGUAAGCGUGUCACACUGACCUCUUGAAGUGAGGUGCAUGACAAGUAGAAACUACUGUAACAGACUAAGCAAAAUACUUUGCCGCUGUACUCCUAAGAAUUCUGUGUUGCACACUCAAAUUAUUUUUCGUUUAAUUACUGAUUUUUUUUUACUUGCAAGACAGAAUUUGCUGUAAAGGAGGGACUGUAGUCUAGUUCAAUGGUAUAAAUAAUUAGAAGAAAUAUUUCUUAGUCAUUAUAUUCCAAAACUGUUGUUUUCAUUUUCUCUCAUAACAAAACAAGUAGCUUACAUUUUCAAGACAGUGUACCUUCAAUAGAGACUCAGAAAUUUUGGAAAAGCUUCAUAAUUGAUGCUCACAUAGCCCGGCUGCUGAUGUGUUCUUGGAAAUGUCCAGAUACACAUAAAUUAUGUGCCUUAGAGUAAUGUGGAACUGAUAUUCACCUUUUAAUUCAAGUUUUUUUUUAAGCAAGAUCAAACUUUUGUUUUUCUUGCUUAAUUGUUUUGUGUAAGUUUGUUUGUUCACUGUGUUUUGUCGUGUUUUUCAAUGUUCGCAGUUCAUGGUUAGUUGCCCCAAUGUGAAACAUUUGUUCUUACCGAAUUUAAAUGACUUGUUAUCAGCAAUUCACCACUGAAAAGCUUUAUAGAAUGUAUUUUUUAUUUAUUUAUUACUCCAAAUGGAAUUCUGGAUUGUACAAUUAUUCUGUUAUUUUCUCUUUAUAUUGAAUAACCAACAGUCAAGAACUUGAUGGAUUUUUAGUAGUGGCAAGUGUGUUUGUAACUUUCACCCUUGGGUCACAGUUUUCUGUUAGGAUCAAGUGACUGGGUUUACUGUAUUAUCUUGUGAAAAAUUUAUUAUUUAAGAUGAAAUUUGAUAAAUCAGCUGUUUUUUACAUUAUGGUAUCACAAGUUACUCAUAUAAUGCAUUUUUUUAUCUGCAAUCAUUCAAAAAAAUUUAUGAACCAGUUUGAAUUUGGGUUAACUUAUUGUUUUUCCAGGAAAGAAUUCCUAAACAGAGACAAACAUUGUCACAAAACGUUUAUGAUAUUUUGUGAAAAGAAUUAUGCAAGUUGUGCAACUGUAGCAUCUCCAGGCCCCCGUUGUUCGAAGGAUGGAUAACGCUAUCCACUGGAUAAAUCUCUAUCUGGUGGAUAGCGCAGUAUGUUUUAAUAACACUUAGCCACUGGAUAGCGAUUUACCAGUUGGAUAGCGUUACCCGCUCUUUGAACAACCGAGCCCAGACCUUUAACCUUCACUGAACUCAAUUUCAUUUUUUUUUCCUCCCUAAAUCAUCCUUAUGUAAAUUCUAAUGGCCUCUUCAGGGUUGGUGUUGAUUUGCCAAUGACACAGGACAAAUCAUUUUUUUUUCUUGAGUGUGCAAAAUAGUUUUUUGGGUCACUCUCUUUACCUAUGCACAUAAAGCAAAUAAUCUGGCAAAAAUUGAAAUUUUCUAAUAAAUGUAAUAGCUAAUUGUACAAUGCACAAUUACAGAAACUAUUUUAAUAACUUAAUUUGUGCUGUAAAUCUAGAGCACUUGCAGAAAUGUCAGGUGACAUUUCAUUCUAAAGAUAUGGUACACUGUAACUUGUAUAUUAGGGAGCAACUAACAGUAAAAUUUUGUGAACUGUAAUUGUUAAUUAAACUAUAAUUUUACAGACCUACUAAAAGAUACAAAUUGCCUGA